AUGGCCGACGACGCCGCCGCCACCUCGAAUGAGGAGGGACAGGUCACCUUCAACGUCAAGGCCGCCAACGACCAGAAGCACGUCCUGACCCUGCCCGCUACCACCACGGUCGCCGAUCUCAAGGCCAAGCUGUCGUCAUCGGAAUACGCAGACAUCCCCGCCGAGCGCCAACGCCUGAUAUACUCCGGCCGUGUGCUGAAGGACCCAGACACACUUGGUGGCGUCAAGGUCAAGGACGGCCACACAAUUCACCUCGUCAAGGGCGCCGCCAGCAACGCACGACAGAACCCAGCCAGCCAGGGCACCGCGAGCACAGCCAGCGGCACCGGCACCGGCACACCGACGCCGCAGGUACCGACCAACAUCGCCGCCGGCACAGGGAACAACCCGCUUGCCGGCCUGACGGGCGCCCGCUAUGCCGGCUUCCACGGUCUGCCGUCGAUGGACAUGUUCGGCGCUGACGGAGGGAUGGGCCCACCACCGAACCCAGACGCCAUGCUCGAGAUGAUGGACAACCCCAUGUUCCUGUCGCAGAUGAACGAAGCCAUGAACAACCCGGCUGUAGUCGACAUGAUGUUGCAGAGCCCCAUGAUCCGCAACAACCCCAUGCUCCAGCAGAUGCUGCAGAACCCCGAGAUGCGCCGCAUGAUGUUCAGCCCCGAGAUGAUGCGUAUGCAGCUUCAGAUGCAGCGCAACAUGGACGGGAAUGGUGGUAGUGGCGGCUCCAUGGCGGCGCCCGGCGCCACAGACAACACCUCACAGCCAGCGUCGACAGCAACCGGCAACGGCGCGAGCGUGGCUCCCAACCCUUCGAACGCUACCGGCGCAGCAAACCCCUUUGCCGCAUUCGGUGGUGCCGGCGGUGGUGCCAACGCCAAUCCCUUCGCGAACCUCUUCGCAGGCGGCGCAAACCCAUUCGCUCCACAGACACAACAGGGUCAGGGUAACACCAACACAUCUGGCACAGAUUCCACGCAAAACACACAAAAUACCUCAUCAACACCCCCCAACCCCUUUGGAAACCUGUUCGGCGGAGCAGAAGGGGGUCAGCCGAACCCAAUCGCAGAUGCGGCGCGCAACAUCAUGCAGAACCCGCAGGCGAUGCAGCAAAUGAUGCAGAUGAUGGGCGGCGGCGCUGGUGGUGCUGGUGCUGGUGCCGGUGCCAACCCUUUCGGUGCUUUCGGUCAGAACUCACCAUCUACUGGCGCUGGAGCUGGCGACACCGGUUCGCAGCAGGCAAAUCCCUUCGCCGCUCUGUUCGGUCCCGGCGGUGGCUUCGGUGGCGGUUUCGGUGGACCACCCGCACCUGUAGACAACCGACCGCCGGAGGAGGUUUACGAAUCGCAGCUUAGGCAACUGAACGAAAUGGGCUUUUACGAAUUCGAACGCAACGUUUCUGCGCUGCGUAGGAGUGGAGGUAACGUUCAAGGUGCGAUUGAGUACCUGCUCAACGGCGGAUCAUAG
Molecule: messenger RNA, 1464 nt
Organism: Ascochyta rabiei
Lineage: Eukaryota; Fungi; Ascomycota; Dothideomycetes; Pleosporales; Didymellaceae
Exons: 3
Coding region: 1-1464 (487 amino acids)
Biological process (GO): ubiquitin-dependent protein catabolic process
Cellular component (GO): cytosol
Molecular function (GO): polyubiquitin modification-dependent protein binding
Source: RefSeq, a predicted model, not a curated record